GGGAUUCGUUGCAACGCCCUGCUUGCAGCCUGCACCUAUCAGUACUGGUAAAAAAAACUCCUUUGGCCUACCGUAUCGGUAUUGUGUGAAAGUGAGAGUAGUCGGUAACCCUAAAAAGAAGGCAGGGAGGGGAGGGAUUGGUUGUUGUGGGGAUCGAGGGUGAUUCAACACGGCAUUCACCACGGCUGGAAGCGUUAUAUAUUCCUCCUCCCCUCCCCACACACAAUUUGUUCGCUCGCUGCUAGUCUUCAUCAGAAUACCAAAGAAAAUGUCGGAAACCAAAUUCAGAGUCGGUCUUUUCGAUUGCUUUGCUGAUCUUAAGCAAUGUAUGUACCUUCUAACCCCAGAGUCCGACUCUUUGUUAAUGUUGUAGGUCUCAUCGGGUGCUGCAUCCCCGGCUUAAGCUACUCGCAAACCGAUUUUCGCCUCUCCACAAACCCGUCUACACUUGAAGGCCAUGAGCCGAUAAACGCCACCUCUGUUGGCGCUUGCGGUCUCUUCUACGUCUGCGGUUGCGUAGGAUGUAUGUCCCCUCUCAACUUAGCCAUGAAUUCUAUUAAUGAAUCGCAGUUGUUCUUCCGUUCCUUCAUCGACAGAAAAUCCGACAGAGGUACAACAUCUCGGGUGAUGACCUGGGUGAUUGUUGCAUAACCUACUGGUGCCCCGCGUGCUCUUUGAUCCAGAACGAGAAAGAGGUGAGCAUCGCUACCUUUUUACCCUUUCGACUCCGGAGAAACACUAACCCUCGCAGGUUAUCCUAAGAGAGAGCGAAGCACAGGGUGCCAUUACGGAGCAACCAAAGGCUCCGGAAGGAAUGACAUAUCCCGCCAAAUGAGCGUGCUCGCGGUUGGCGUUAAUAAUUUGUAUGAUUCGGGAUUUCUGGGGUUAAGAGGAAGCUUUUUAAUGGGAAUAUAAUUACCUUUCAUUGUGUAUCGACCGAAGCCUGGUUAAUUCGGUAAAAAAAUCGUCCUUGAACAUGAUUCACCAAUGCUCCAGAGGACUAUUGUCAUUAUUUCGGGCCACCAGUAGCAAAUGAACCAACAGACCCCCUGACAGUGAUACUUCCCUCCCCCAUCAAUUCAUCGCACCUCAUUCAAGCGCAAACGGCAGAGAUAUCAGACCCUACUCCUUCUAAUCACCCCUUGAGAUUGCUUUUGAAUUGAUUACCAGUGGGAGGUAAUGUUUGGUACACCUUUCUCCGAACGAUCAUGGUUUGUGUCGCUAGCUUGACGGGGCGGUACUGCAUUGUACGGUCCCGGUGGGGAACUGAUUCUAUGGUAUCCGUCGCCCGAAGCAGCACUGUGCUGUGUG
Messenger RNA from Tuber aestivum (summer truffle), 1311 nucleotides. Lineage: Eukaryota; Fungi; Ascomycota; Pezizomycetes; Pezizales; Tuberaceae. The record is from the annotation of a GenBank genome assembly.